Molecule: messenger RNA, 3552 nt
Organism: Drosophila subpulchrella
Lineage: Eukaryota; Metazoa; Arthropoda; Insecta; Diptera; Drosophilidae
Gene: dpr12
Product: zwei Ig domain protein zig-8
Exons: 12
Coding region: 1775-2755 (326 amino acids)
Biological process (GO): synapse organization
Cellular component (GO): neuron projection membrane
Source: RefSeq, a predicted model, not a curated record
ACUUUGUUUGCUCCUUGAAAGCUGUGCACGCUGCGGAAGCGACGGCAUCGUUCCAAGCCUUAGUAGCAACAACAACACAUCAAUACACAAACAACAAGGAUACCCGAGUGCGCGGGGCUGGGGUUAAAGUGGAAUUCGUGGCUUACCGGUGGCAAAAAUUAUAUUAAAAGUAAAGCAUGGCCAAAAUGAAAAAGUUGUUUGUUUGCCCGUUUAAGCGAUGUGUUUUCCUAGCUAAAAGUGCCUCUGUUCGGUAAAUUGAUCCGCGGCGGGCGGAAAAUUAGUCAGUGAUUGCGCGUCAAUUGAACCUUUUCCGCUUGCUUCGCUUCCCUACACUGGCGGAGCAACUGCGAGUGCGAACAUCAAAAGUCAACGGUGACAAAAAGUGAAAGCGGAAACGGAAACAGAGACGGCAGAGCGCUACAGGAACUGAGAAACAGGCAGCGGCGGUGGCCACUGUAUAAUGUGCGCGCUGCAUUGUUGAUUUGUUGCCACUUUGACCCAAAUCGCAUUGCGUCCAAGACGGACGUAAGUCUGACGGAGGCUUUAGUGCGAGGAGUACAUAACUGAAGGGCCCACUCAAUGUCACCGCCAAGUAGAAGUCGCAAGUUAACUAGUUGCUGCUAAAUACGAAAAAUACCACUCAUCAUCAAUCCGCUCCAGCAUCUUUUAAGGGGUCAGCAGCACUGGGAAAUCAGUUUUGGAUAUUCAUCUCCCUAAAGAAACAAUUUUUAUUUUGUCCACGGUGGGAACCAAGUCUUUCGCGCGAGAGCUUGCACGCUCAUGCGUAACAUGGUGCGAUGGCCCAAUGGGUAAGGCUCUGAUGUGAGAGGACCCCGGUUCGGGUACCCGCUAUGGCCACAAUUGCUUAAAUCGACCACUGUGCCUAGGACGGGGGUAAAAUGGGUCCGUGAAGUAUGACAUAACAGGACCGAGGCCCGACAGCAGCACUACGUGCCUUUUGUGAAGGCUCCUUUUGCGCAUCCGCUUCUCUUGGCAUCCGGCGCAGAAACUGGCAUAUCAACCCAUAUUAUCCUUCGCAUCAAAUGGGAACGUUAUGCCGCCCGAGAUAGUGACGAAAACUCUCAACGCAGGCCGCAGGAAUAAGUGAGCCCCUCUGAAGACAUUACUUUGGAAACGAUUCAUCAUCGGCACCACGCUUCUGACAGUGUUCUCGGCAGAAGAGUGUUAAUUUCUACCAGUCACACAAUACAAGAUAGAGACAGUCAGCGCUACACGUGCCGCGCCGUGGCCUAAUGUGCUUACAAGCACUGACAUGAAACAUGAUGAAGAGCAUGCCACUUCUUUUCUGAACCCAGCCGAUAGAGAAGUAAGACCGAAAGAAAGAAACGGGCGACGAGCUGAAAAUUUGUGACAUGUGCGAGGAACAGGUGGCAUCGUAACUCGCAGGACAACGAGGCAUUGACAGCUAGGGAAAAAAGCCAAAAAAGCUAGCGCUGCACAUCGGAUCACCAUUUACCAGCGCAGCAUCGCAUCGCACUUACUAGCAACAGCAACAUAACCCGUUGAGGCAUAUGUGCGCCGGCGAUGAAAGCAUUGUGUGGUUGCCGCAACUGAAAGGAUCCUGCGCGUUCAUUCAAAGACCCAUUAACCCUAAUAAGGAACCAACUAACCAGCUAGACAAUACGUUCCGCACGCUCAUCGAUGAGGCAGUACCUCCUUGGGGCCCAGGACAUAGAUUGUGGACAGUAGGUCUUGGGAGAGGCCGCAGUAGAAACUGUGACAGGGAGGUAACGGCCCGGCGAAUCGAGAAAAGAUGCCAAUGGUGCUUCCACGGAUGGUGCUGCGUCUGCGGCGGCCCCUGAACCUGAUGGAAGUGCGAAUCCUGCUACUCUGCCUACCGACGCUGCUCCUGGCCACGACGCUCGAGCCAGAUCAAAAGUCAAUACUCACAGAUAACGAUUGGAAAAAGUUAUGGAUGCGCGGCGGUAUUAAUGGCGAUUCAAAACAGGAUAAUAAUCUCGACACGAGCGACAGUCCAAUGUUCGAAGACAGUGAGCUGAUGGCUCACAACACAACCGUCCAGCUGGGUGGUACUGCCUUUCUGGUCUGCAAGGUCUCCGGCGUGGACAGAGUGGGUGUAAAUUGGAAUCAAAUAUCUUGGAUCCGCCGCCGGGACUGGCACAUCCUGUCGUCGGGGGCCCAGCUUUACACGAACGACGAGCGAUUCGCGAUACUGCACACGCCCGGCUCCAACAUGUGGACGCUGCAGAUAAAGUUUGUGCAGCGCCGGGAUCACGGCAUGUACGAGUGCCAGGUCUCGACGCCAACUGGCAUCAUUUCCCACUUUGUGAAUCUUCAAGUGGUUGUGCCGGAGGCAUUUAUUCUGGGCUCCGGCGAGCUUCAUGUUGACAUGGGCUCAACAAUCAAUUUGGUUUGCAUUAUUGAAAAGAGUCCGACACCACCACAGUACGUGUACUGGCAGAAGAACGAUCGCCUGAUCAACUAUGUCGACUCCCGACGUGACAUAACCAUUGAGACGACCCCGGGACUCCGAACGCAGAGCCGCCUGAUCAUUCGAGAGCCGCAGAUCACCGACUCCGGCAACUACAGCUGCUCGGCCAGCAACACGGAGCCUGCGAGCAUCUACGUCUUUGUCUCGAAAGGCGACAAUAUGGCAGCAAUCUCCCGUCGGAAGACCUCCUCGGCCGACCGUCUGACGCACAUAUUUAAGUCGAUGCUGGCGCCCUGUUUCCUGCUGAACACGGUUAUUGUGAGACGCAUCUUUCUGACUUAAGUGGACAUCUUGGCCAGCUGUAGGAAGCGGGAAAACGACGACAAGGAAUUCCUAUUUAAGCUAUAUCAGUGUCUGAUUUAAAGCAAGCCGAAACAAUGUUAGUAACUGAAUAACACAAAGUCUAGAGUAAUUGCUAAGCUAAGCUCAGUAUAAGCUGCGCACUCAAGUGUAAAAAUCAUGUUAAGCCAAUCGUAGUUUCUGUGCAGACAUGAUUGAUUAAAAUACGGACAAGUCGAGAUAAGUACUAGUAUAGUUUACUUACCAAUAAUUGUGUACAGUAUGUUGAAGGAUUUUAAAAUAUUUGACAUUCGUUUAUAAAUAUCCUGUAUACUAUCCAUAAAUUACCCUGUUGCCGUCAACAAAGUUAUGUAAAUGUAUAAUGCUUACUUCAAAUGCCUUUUUUCAACCAAGUUUAUUGCUUUGCGAUCCGAAAAAAUCUUUGCUGUAAGUGGUAUUUCCAUAGUUAGCCAAUUUGAGUACAUCAAAUUGGGUAUUUAUGAACCAUAACGCGUAUUAAGACGUUAUUAUCCCAGUUACUUAAUGCUAAUUGAAAACUAAAAAGAUUAAGGCGGAAACUUGUAGCCCAUAAGCAACUACCAGGGCAAAAUUAACGUUAGCGGGAAUAAGAACAAGAUGAUAAACUCAUAUUCAUAAUUAUCUUAUUAUGUUUGUAAAUAAACUUUAAAGCAAAUGGCAAAGCAAGCACGUACAAGCAACAUACAACAUUCAGUCUUGUGCUAUACACAAAUUUAAAUUAUGUAAAUACAAGUAAAAAAUAAAUCAUAUAGUUCCGACAA